AUGGUACAACAACAACAACAACAACAACAAAUAAAAAAAAAUCAAGUUAAACCACCACUUUAUUCAAAUUUAAUAGCAGGAGCAAUUGCAGGAGUUAUUGGUAGUUCAGUUGUAUUUCCACUUGAUUUUGUAAAGACAAGAUUACAACAACAAAGGGUAUCAAUCGAUGGUAGUAAACAAUAUAAUGGUAUAAUUGAUUGUUUUAAAAAGGUGAUUAAAAAUGAAGGUGGUGUUAGAGGAUUAUAUAGAGGUCUAAGUAGUAAUUUAAUUGGUAUUAUACCAGAGAAAGCAUUAAAGUUAGCAAUGAAUGAUUAUUUUAGAACACGUUUUCAAGGUGACAGAUCAUAUAUUAAACUAUGGGAAGAGGUUGCAUCAGGUGGUCUCGCAGGUAUGUGUCAAGUGGUAGCAACCAAUCCAAUGGAAUUGGUGAAGAUAAGAAUGCAAGUGUCAGGUCUAAGUGGCAAGAAAGCAUCAUUAAAAGAAGUAGUUAGUGAAUUGGGUAUUAAAGGAUUAUACAAAGGUACUGCAUCAACCUUAUUAAGAGACGUACCAUUCAGUAUGAUCUAUUUCUCAAUCUAUGGUAGAAUGAAACAUAAUCUCACCGAUCAAGAAACUGGUGAAAUUGGGUUACCAAAAAUACUCUUAUGUGGUAUUACAGCUGGUUCAAUAGCUGCUUCAGUCAGUACACCAUUCGAUGUAAUUAAAACUAGAAUUCAAGUAAAACCUGGUCCAAAUGAUCCACACUAUAAAGGUAUAGCUGAUUGUUUCCGUAAAACUAUACAAUCUGAAGGUCCAAAAGCUCUCUUUAAAGGUGUUUUACCAAGAGUUUGUAUCAUUUCACCAUUGUUUGGUAUAACUUUAGUAGUUUAUGAAAUUCAAAAAUCAUUUUAUGCUUCAACUCAUUAA
Molecule: messenger RNA, 906 nt
Organism: Dictyostelium discoideum AX4
Lineage: Eukaryota; Evosea; Eumycetozoa; Dictyosteliales; Dictyosteliaceae
Gene: mcfX
Exons: 1
Coding region: 1-906 (301 amino acids)
Biological process (GO): transmembrane transport; aspartate transmembrane transport; L-glutamate transmembrane transport
Cellular component (GO): mitochondrial inner membrane
Molecular function (GO): L-glutamate transmembrane transporter activity
Source: RefSeq, a predicted model, not a curated record